CAAAGAGCGGCAGCUAGUCAGUGUUCGCUGGUGCCAGCUGUGGAUAAAUGUAAAUAAGCAUGUGCCUACGCGCCACAACAACGGUGAAAACGCCAACAACAGCAAAGAAACAGCUGAUGCGUUCGGCAUUAAAUAUUUUUACCUUGUGCAGUGUUUUCGUCAGUGUUGUUGCCAGAGAAGCGGUGAAACCACCUGAUGACGUCGCUACUGAACUGAAGCGUGUUGGAACAGGUGUCAUAGCGUCGGAGAAUACGUCGGUACACAACGGACUGCCAUGCAUCAUUGAUACGCAAUAUGAUUUGCCGAAGCCGAACCUACCGCAACCGCUGUAUGUCCGUCCAAACUCAACAGAGUACUGGCUGCCAAAUAACGACGGUUUCAUCGAGAUACCACAAGGCAGCAGCAUAGAGUUGAUCUGCACCUCACCUUUUGCGAAUGCCACCACAAAUACUGCGGGUAUAUCGCGCAGGAAGCGUUCCAUCCGCCCGCGCUGCUUACAAGGCACCACAUUCACGUUGAACGGCGAGAAAUACGAAUUUAGGCAAUUUCUCUGCACGCAGCCGGUGAAAUACACUGUCGAGCGCACAGCGCAGACCUGCGCCAACAAUAGCGCGCAGCUGUAUCGCGUUGGCUACAACUUGACGAGGUCACAUUUUCUGGAAACCAUGCAGAUUUGUCACGACGACGACGAACUGCGCACGCAUUUUGUGCGUUACACGCUUCAGCCGGCCAACCAAUACUAUCAGCCCGGCGUAAAGCGUUUAAGCUUCUCGAAAGCUAGGCAUUUCACACAAUACGACAUGAAUUAUUUCUACUCUCAGAAGAAUCAACAACAACAGGCUGCACAGUUGUUGGACAGCGAAGCGCAUGCGCAAACCUGUUUCGAUAAGAAAUCGCUCUUUCUAUCGCGCGGUCAUCUGGCUGCCAAAGCCGAUAUGAUCUAUGCCACACAGCAGCGCACCACAUACACUUUCUUCAAUGCGGCACCACAGUGGCAGUCGUUCAAUGGCGGACAAUGGGCCACAUUGGAGGAGCGCGUGCGCGCCUCUGUCCAAAAGUUGAAACAAACGGUGACCUGCUAUACCGGCACUGUGGGCGUAAUGCAAUUGAGAACCGCCAGCGGAAAUAUGCUUCGUCCUUACUACUUGUCUUACGAUAAGAAUAAUAACGGCUUGUUGCCGGUACCGGCUCUGUACUUUCGCAUCAUUGUGUCUGCGGAUGGACGCGCUGGCAUCGUGUUGCUGGGCACUAACGACCCAUUUGCUACAAUGCGCGAAAUACACGAGGAAUAUGUGAUAUGUACGGAUGUGCGCGAGCAAGUGCCUUGGCUUAAAUGGAUGCGCAAUAGUGAAGAGACCUUGAAGAGCGGAUACUUGUAUGCCUGCAGAGUGGAUGAGUUCAUAAAAGUGGUGCCGAUUCUGACGGCGGAGCUCGCUGAUGUGUCUGAGUUGUUGGUACAAAUAAGCAUGUGCCUACACAACGCCACAACAACGGUGAAAACGCCAACAAUAGCAAUAAAACAGCUGAUGCGUUCAGCAUUAAAUAUUUUUACCUUGUGCAGUGUUUUCGUCAGUGUUGUUGCCAGAGAAACGGUGAAACCACCUGAUGACGUCGCUACUGAGCUGAAGCGUAUUGGAACAGGUGUCAUAGCGUCGGAGAAUACGUCGGUACACAUCGGAUUGCCAUGCAUCAUUGAUACGCAAUAUGAUUUGCCGAAGCCGAACCUACCGCAACCGCUGUAUGUUCGUCCAAACUCAACAGAGUACUGGCUGCCAAAUAACGACGGUUUCAUCGAGAUACCACAAGGCAGCAGCAUAGAGUUGAUCUGCACCUCACCUUUUGCGAAUGCCACCACAAAUACUGCGGGUAUAUCGCGCAGGAAGCGUUCCAUCCGCCCGCGCUGCUUACAAGGCACCACAUUCACGUUGAACGGCGAGAAAUACGAAUUUAGGCAAUUUCUCUGCACGCAGCCGGUGAAAUACACUGUCGAGCGCACAGCGCAGACCUGCGCCAACAAUAGCGCUCAGCUGUAUCGUGUCGGCUACAAUUUGACGAGGUCACAUUUCCUGGAAACCAUGCAGAUUUGUCACGACGACGACGAACUGCGCACGCAUUUUGUGCGUUACACGCUUCAACCGGCCAACCAAUACUAUCAGCCCGGCGUAAAGCGUUUAAGCUUCUCGAAAGCUAGGCAUUUCACCCAAUACGACAUGAAUUACUUCUACUCUAAGAAGAAUCAACAACAACAGGCUGCACAGUUGUUGGGCAGCGAAGCGCAUGCGCAAACCUGUUUCGAUAAGAAAUCGCUCUUUCUAUCGCGCGGUCAUCUGGCUGCCAAAGCCGAUAUGAUCUAUGCCACACAGCAGCGCACCACAUACACUUUCUUCAAUGCGGCACCCCAGUGACAGUCGUUCAAUGGCGGACAAUGGGCCACAUUGGAGGAGCGCGUGCGCGCCUCUGUCCAAAAGUUGAAACAAACGGUGACCUGCUACACCGGCACUGUGGGCGUAAUGCAAUUGAGAACCGCCAGCGGAAAUAUGCUUCGUCCUUACUACUUGUCUUACGAUAAGAAUAAUAACGGCUUGUUGCCGGUACCGGCUUUGUACUUUCGCAUUAUUGUGUCUGCGGAUGGACGCGCUGGCAUCGUGUUGCUGGGCUCUAAUGACCCAUUUGCUACAAUGCGCGAAAUACACGAGGAAUAUGUGAUAUGUACGGAUGUGCGCGAGCAAGUGCCUUGGCUUAAAUGGAUGCGCAAUGGGGAAGAGACCUUGAAGAGCGGAUACUUGUAUGCCUGCAGAGUGGAUGAGUUUAUAAAAGUGGUGCCGAUUCUGACGGCGGAACUCGCUGAUGUGGCUGAUUUGUUGGUACAAAGUUAACGUGGGCUUAGGUGCUGAAUGUGACGGACCUAUAUGAAAGGCCUGUUGCUUGAUCCCCUACUACUGAAUCCCUUUGACGGAUACAAUCCUGACAAGAAUCAGCUGUUUCAAUUUUAGUGAUUAACGGUGCAAUCAAAAUAGUUAAAUAGUACAAUAUUUUCUUAACUUGUAAUUUAUUAAAAUAAAUUCUAUGCGUG
Messenger RNA from Bactrocera dorsalis (oriental fruit fly), 3073 nucleotides. RefSeq lists its product as uncharacterized. Gene Ontology annotation, biological process: apoptotic DNA fragmentation. The record is from RefSeq and is a predicted model, not a curated record. The transcript is spliced from 4 exons. Lineage: Eukaryota; Metazoa; Arthropoda; Insecta; Diptera; Tephritidae. Gene Ontology annotation, cellular component: nucleus; mitochondrial inner membrane. Gene Ontology annotation, molecular function: single-stranded DNA endonuclease activity; RNA endonuclease activity; nucleic acid binding.